Messenger RNA from Plasmopara halstedii, 828 nucleotides. RefSeq lists its product as hypothetical. The transcript is spliced from 7 exons. NCBI's taxonomy places the organism in Eukaryota, Oomycota, Peronosporomycetes, Peronosporales, Peronosporaceae. The record is from RefSeq and is a predicted model, not a curated record. Gene Ontology annotation, molecular function: cyclin-dependent protein serine/threonine kinase regulator activity. The coding region runs from base 1 to 828 and encodes 275 amino acids. Gene Ontology annotation, biological process: positive regulation of transcription by RNA polymerase II. Gene Ontology annotation, cellular component: nucleus; mediator complex.
AUGAACUUUUGGCAAUCAACACAUUACUUGUACUGGAUGAAAGACGUGACCAAAUGCGACCUGCGAAAGAGGAACCCACAGGAUCGCAAACAUUUGACGGACGACGAGAUCGACAGCAUUCACCUCGCCAACAUAUCGUUGCUGGAGGAGAUUGGGCCUCGCUUAAGGGUCCGUCAGAUCAUCAUUUAUACUGCCAUUAUCUUCUACCGUCGCUUUUAUCAGACACAGAGUUUUGUAAACUUUGAUCCCCACCUUGUUGUUGGAACGGUAUUCUUCCUAGCGUCCAAAGUUGAGGAAAGUCAGUUGUCAUUGACAACAGUUGCGUCUGUUCUACACCAUUAUACUACGACCGGCGUCGAUGAAGACGAAUCAAUGUACACGUUUCAGGACAAGGACAUCCUAGAAUGCGAAUUCUAUGUCAUCGAGGCUUUGCAAUUUGACCUAAUCUUGCACCAUCCGUUCCCGCCGCUACUCCAACUCUUGGACGAAUUUGAUAUCCACGAGGAAUGUCUUCAGCUUGCGUGGCAGCUUGUACAAUACUCAUAUCGCACGGACAUCAUCCUCUUGUAUCCACCUUUUAUGGUGGCUUACGCAUCUGCAUUUAUCUCAUGUCGAGAUGCAGGCUACGAUGCUUUACAAGUGUUUGCCACUGUAAACAUAAAAAAGGAUUUGUUGCUCAAGGUCGUCAGUGAAUUUCAGGAAGCUGUUGAAGAAGAGAAAAGGUUGUACACGGUACAGGCCACAGCCUUUGAGAAGCUGGAAGAUAUCAUUCCUGACGCAUCUGCAGGUGAGGUGGAAGCUACUGUAGGUGCUUCUGCUGGAAAGUGA